GAUGCUUGUCAUGUGUUCAGGCUCUCCGCUGGCUUUUGCAGUCUCUCGCGACGGAGGCCUUGGACUCCAGCCAUAGCCGAUUCAGUUCCUUGUGGACGUGCACGAGGUGGCUGCCGUUCCUCAUUAAGGGCAUGAUCGUCCUCUCGUCUUGUCUACAGGCACCUUAGUGGCUUUUACCAUCACUUCCACGAAGCUUUUUAUUCAACGAUUUGGUUUUUCACCUGGAGCUUAUUCGAUUUUCCGAGCUGAAGUUGUGGACACCCACGAUCGUGAAGGGAUCUGUAGGGAGUAAGAAGAGCUGGUAAAAGAUGGGGGGUGGUUUUCGAGUUUUGCAUUUGGUCCGGCCAUUCUUAUCGGUUUUGCCGGAGGUUCAAACAGCAGAGAGGAAGGUUCCAUUUAGGGAGAAGGUUAUGUAUACAGUAGUUUCUCUUUUUAUCUUUCUUGUUUGUAGUCAGCUGCCUCUUUAUGGAAUCCAUUCAGCUACGGGGUCGGAUCCUUUUUACUGGAUGAGAGUGAUCCUUGCCUCUAACCGAGGAACAGUGAUGGAGCUGGGUAUUACACCUAUAGUUACAUCAGGACUUGUGAUGCAACUUUUGGCUGGAUCCAAGCUUAUCGAGGUCGACAACAGCGUUAGGGAAGACAGAGCUCUUCUGAAUGGUGCUCAAAAGCUUCUCGGGGUGUUAAUCACGAUUGGUGAGGCAGUCGCGUAUGUCCUGUCCGGCAUGUACGGAGACGUCCGUGACCUCGGCGCUGGCAACGCAAUUCUGAUCAUCAUCCAGCUCUUCUUCGCUGGAAUCAUUGUUAUCUGUCUUGAUGAGUUGCUACAGAAGGGUUAUGGACUGGGAUCCGGAAUUUCUCUUUUCAUUGCCACCAAUAUCUGUGAGAACAUCAUUUGGAAAGGAUUCAGUCCGACCACCAUCAACAGUGGUCGUGGAGCAGAGUUUGAGGGAGCUGUUAUUGCUCUCUUCCACCUUCUGUUCACAAGAGCGGACAAAACCCGGGCUUUAAAGGAGGCAUUCUACAGACAGAAUCUUCCAAACGUGACCAAUCUUCUGGCAACUGUUGUUGUCUUCCUCAUCGUCAUCUACUUCCAAGGAUUUAGGGUGGUACUCCCAGUUCGUUCCAAGAGCGCUCGUGGUCAACAAGGAUCUUAUCCUAUCAAACUAUUCUACACCUCCAACAUGCCCAUCAUUCUUCAGAGUGCCCUCGUAUCCAACUUGUACUUCAUUUCACAGCUGUUGUUCAAAAGAUACAGCAACAACUUUGUUGUGAACCUUCUGGGCAAGUGGAAGGAGUCAGAGUACUCGCAGAGUGGUCAGCUCAUCCCAGUUGGAGGCCUAGUUUACUACAUUACUCCCCCGACGAGCCUUGGUGAUAUUAUUACCAAUCCUUUCCACGCUAUCUUCUACUUGACCUUCAUGCUUACUGCUUGUGCGCUCUUCUCCAAGACCUGGAUCGAAGUGUCAGGAUCUUCUGCGCGAGAUGUUGCCAAGCAGCUCAAGGAACAACAAAUGUUCAUGCCUGGCCACCGUGAAUCCAACCUUCAGAGGGAAUUGAACCGGUACAUUCCCACAGCAGCUGCUUUUGGAGGUAUGUGUAUUGGAGCCCUGACGGUUGUUGCUGACUUCAUGGGUGCGAUUGGAUCGGGAACUGGAAUCCUUCUUGCCGUCACGAUCAUUUACCAGUAUUUCGAAACUUUCGACAAGGAGCGUGCUAGUGAGCUUGGAUUCUUUGGUUUUUGAAGCUUCAGAAGUUCAUUACACAGUUCAACUUCUGGGUACCUGAAGCUUUUUGUUGCAAGGUUACCGAAAUGGCUUUCUGUAUUGCUGGUUUCUAUUCCAUUAGAAGAACCUUGCAUGAUGAGCUGUUGGGGUACAAUUGUCCCCACGGAAGGAGCGUGAGAUGGCUCCGAAAAAUCAUAGAAAAUGACAGGGAUGGAUUUGCACAACUUGACCUGACACAUUUCCAGUUAGUUUCUGUGUAGUGGUCAUAUCUGAUGACAACUUCUAAAUCUAUGAUUCUGUGGAUGCACGUUUCAGUACCAAAUUGAACGUGCAUUUGACAUUGAAACAAUCAUAUUUCAAAACAUACUGUUUCAUCGUCACAUAAA
This is a messenger RNA of Physcomitrium patens, 2110 nucleotides long. RefSeq lists its product as uncharacterized. NCBI's taxonomy places the organism in Eukaryota, Viridiplantae, Streptophyta, Bryopsida, Funariales, Funariaceae. The record is from RefSeq and is a predicted model, not a curated record. Gene Ontology annotation, biological process: protein transport. Gene Ontology annotation, cellular component: membrane.